Messenger RNA from Dictyostelium purpureum, 1641 nucleotides. RefSeq lists its product as uncharacterized. Gene Ontology annotation, molecular function: D-lactate dehydrogenase (cytochrome) activity; FAD binding; D-lactate dehydrogenase (NAD+) activity. Gene Ontology annotation, biological process: lactate catabolic process. The transcript is spliced from 4 exons. NCBI's taxonomy places the organism in Eukaryota, Evosea, Eumycetozoa, Dictyosteliales, Dictyosteliaceae. Gene Ontology annotation, cellular component: mitochondrion. The record is from RefSeq and is a predicted model, not a curated record. Bases 1 to 1641 code for a protein of 546 amino acids.
AUGAUAACAAAAAGAUUAUUAAACUACUCUACAAGAGCAGUCUAUAAACAAUCAAAGAGUUUAAACUCUUUGAAAUCAUUCACUAGAGAGUAUAGCCAAAAUAACAACAGCCAAAAUAAUAAUGAUCAAAAUAAAAAGAAACAAAAUUUCUUUUAUUCAAUUGUUGGUGUUUCAGCUGUCGGCUUGGGUUUUUGUUCAUUAUUAAAUCUUGAUGAAAAAGAAAAGUCGAUCGAUGUUGCAAAAAAUAAUAUAACUACAAAUGAAACAAGUAAAAUUCCAGAUGAGGCUGCCAAAGAAUUAAUUUUAAUAUUUUCAGAAAGAUUUGUAACAAGUACAGGUGAUUUAGAAGCUCAUGGUAAAGAUUUUUCAUAUCACGAACGUCAAUGUCCAGAUGCAAUCGUUUAUCCACAUAAUCAAGACGAAGUAAUUCAAUUGGUAAAUAUUUGUAGAAAAUAUAAAAUACCCAUUAUUCCAUAUGGAUCAGGCACAUCAUUAGAAGGUCACACAAUUGCAACUCAUGGUGGGUUGACUGUAGAUUUUAGAAAUAUGAGCAGGGUUUUGGAUAUUCACAAAGAUGAUUUUUAUGUUACAGUUCAACCAGGUAUUUCUUAUGGCGAUUUAAAUGAAGAGUUAAAGAAAAUUGGUUUCUUUUUCCCAGUUGACCCAGGACCAGGUGCUUCAAUUGGCGGUAUGGUUGGUACAAGUUGCAGUGGUACCUAUGCAGUUCACUAUGGCACAAUGAAGGAAAAUGUACUCUCAAUGAAGGUUGUUCUCCCAAAUGGUGACUUGGUUACAACAAGAUCAAAGGCUAAAAAAUCAUCUGCUGGUUACGAUUUAACCCAUCUUUUUAUUGGCUCCGAAGGUACUCUUGGUGUAGUUACCGAAGUUACUUUAAAAAUCGUUCCAAUCCCAGAAUGCUCACAAGUUUCAUUGGUAACUUUUGAUGAUAUUUCAUCCGCUUCACAAUCUGUAAUCAAAACAAUGCAAUCUGGUCUCCAUAUUGGUCGUGUAGAGUUGUUGGAUGAUGUAAUGAUGAAGGCUGUUAAUAUUGCAAGUGGCACCAAAUAUUCAGAAAAACCAACUUUAAUUUUUGAAUUCUUUGGUUCAGAGGAAAUGGUUCGUGAAAUUACAAAGCAAGAAAGAUCUUUAGAUUUUCAAUUUUCAUCAACACCAGAAGAAAAGGAAACUCUUUGGAUGGCUAGAAAAGUUGCACUUUGGAGUUCAAAAGUUUUAAAACCAAACUCUGAAGUUUGGAUUACCGAUGUUUGUGUUCCAAUUUCAAAACUUGCAAGAAUUAUUGAUGAAACUAAAGUCGAUAUUGCCACAACUUCACUUUUAGCACCUUUAGUAGCUCACGCUGGUGACGGUAAUUUCCAUCUUUUUAUCCUCUUUGAUCCAAAUAAUCAAAAAGAACUUAGCGAAGCUAAAUUUAUUAAUGAUAGUUUAGUUAAAAGAGCAAUUGGUUAUGACGGUACAUGCACUGGUGAACAUGGUGUUUCAUUUGGUAAAAUUAAAUAUUUAGAAAAAGAAUUAAGUCCAGAGUCAGUUGGUUUAAUGAAGACAAUAAAGAAAUCAAUCGAUCCACUCAACAUUAUGAACCCAGGAAAAAUUAUUACUGUUGAGGAAUUUAAUAAAAACUAA